This is a messenger RNA of Neoarius graeffei (lesser salmon catfish), 1797 nucleotides long. RefSeq names its product solute carrier family 6 member 1, like (gene slc6a1l). NCBI's taxonomy places the organism in Eukaryota, Metazoa, Chordata, Actinopteri, Siluriformes, Ariidae. The transcript has 14 exons. The coding region runs from base 1 to 1797 and encodes 598 amino acids. Gene Ontology annotation, cellular component: membrane. The record is from RefSeq and is a predicted model, not a curated record. Gene Ontology annotation, biological process: sodium ion transmembrane transport.
AUGGGAAAAACAGGGGACAACACUGUGCAACUCAACUCACCGUCAGAGCUCAAGCAGGCUGUUCCAUUCGAGGAGAUGAACCACAGCCUGACUUCUGGUCUGGAUGAGAACAAGCAGACCCUUCCCAAUCGAGGCACCUGGAAGGGCAAGUUUGACUUCCUGCUGUCCUGCAUAGGGUAUGCCAUUGGCCUGGGAAAUGUCUGGAGAUUCCCAUAUCUCUGUGGGAAAAAUGGAGGAGGAGCAUUUCUUAUUCCAUACUUCACUACACUGGUGUUUGCUGGGAUUCCUCUAUUUUUGCUGGAGACUGCACUUGGACAGUACACAUCAGUGGGAGGACUAGGGGUCUGGAAACUCAUACCCAUGAUGAAAGGCGUAGGUCUGGCGGCUGCAGUUUUGUCCUUUUGGCUCAACAUCUACUAUAUUGUCAUUAUUGCCUGGGCCCUCUACUACCUGUUCAACUCCUUCAGAUCAGAAUUGCCUUGGCAGACUUGUGAUAACCCCUGGAACACUGAUCAAUGUUUCUCCAACUACAGCCUGACUAACACCACCAACCUGACCAGUGCCGUAACUGAAUUUUGGGAGAGGAACAUGCACCAACUGAGCAGUGGCCUGGAGGAGCCGGGUGAGUUGCGCUGGCCGCUGGCUGGGACUCUCGCUCUGGCCUGGGUACUCGUUUACUUCUCUAUCUGGAAAGGGGUGGAAUGGACUGGAAAGGUGGUUUAUUUCUCUGCCACUUACCCGUACUUCAUGCUCUUCAUCCUGUUUUUCCGAGGCAUCACUCUCCCAGGGGCUAAAGAUGGCAUUCGCUUCUACAUCACCCCUGACUUUAACAAGCUCCAGAAAUCUGAGGUGUGGCUGGAUGCUGCCACUCAGAUCUUCUUCUCUUAUGGUCUGGGUUUAGGUUCUCUGAUUGCUUUGGGCAGCUACAAUACCUUCAAUAACAAUGUCUACAGAGAUGCCAUCAUUGUGUGCUGCAUAAACUCCUUCACCAGCAUGUUUGCUGGCUUUGUCAUCUUCUCCAUUGUAGGAUUCAUGGCCUACAUCACCAAAAAACCAAUCCAGGAAUUGGCUGCCUCAGGUCCAGGUUUGGCAUUCCUGGCAUAUCCUCAGGCUGUGACUCAGCUUCCCAUGUCCUCUCUGUGGGCCAUUCUCUUCUUCUCCAUGCUUUUGAUGCUUGGACUAGACAGUCAGUUUUGUACUGUGGAAGGUUUCAUAACAGCUUUGGUUGAUGAAUAUCCCACCAUCCUAAUGACAAGGAAGAAAUUAUUCAUCCUUAUGGUCUGCAUUAUAUCAUUCAUCAUUGGCUUGUCCAACAUCACACAGGGUGGCCUGUAUGUGUUCAAGCUGUUUGACUACUACUCAGCCAGUGGGAUGUGCGUCCUCUUCCUCAUCUUCUUUGAGACAGUCGCCAUAGCCUGGCUUUAUGGAGCAGAGAGGUUCUAUGGAAAUAUUGAGGAGAUGAUUGGCUAUCGUCCAUGUGGCUGGUGGAAACUCUGUUGGCUCUACUUCACCCCAUCAAUCUGUUUGGGGGUUUUCACCUUCAGUGCAAUAGAGAUGACCCCUCUGACAAUGGGCAAGUAUGUGUUCCCAGGCUGGGGACAGGGCAUCGGCUGGCUCAUGUCUCUCUCCUCUAUGCUGCUCAUUCCUGGAUAUAUAAUUUACAUGUUCUUCAAGAUCAAGGGAAGCAUUUAUCAGCGCUGGCACAAAAUGACAAAGCCCAGUGAAGAAGCCAAAGAGGACAACCAUUUAGAUCGGCAACACUACCAAGCAGGAACAAUGGGUGAAGCUUCUGUCUGA